GAUGAAGUUCUCUAUUUGACUAGAAUGUUGGUUAAUAAAGAUGUGUUUAGAGCAGACUGGAGUUUUAUUUUUAGAAAAUUAAGUCACAGUGUUUCACGAUAAUUGCCUAGGUGGAGAAAAAUUGGGUGUGAUUCACUGUGAUUGUGAAAGUCUUGGAUUAUUAGGUUACUAGUGGCAGAUGAAAAGUGGCUUAUGAGGACUGAACGAGUGUAAGGGUGUAAGCUCCUUUAUAAGAAUAUAAGCUCAUUUCAAAUGUGUGAACUCAUUGCAGUAACAGUUUUAUGCGUAUAUUAAAGCUCAUUUGAUGGUAUGAGCUCAUUGUCAUGAAAUGCAAAAUGGAGUAAACAUAGUUAUAUGAUAAUUUUAUAGUGUAAAAAUAUAAGUUUAAUUGAUAAAGGUGUAAAUUUUGACUGUUCCUGUUCUUAAACUGGCGGACAGUGCAGAGAUAUUAAAUUUGGCGAAAAAACAACAGCAGUGAAUUUCAUUGUUCAAACAACUAUGUGCAAUGUAAAUGUGGAAAAGUGAAAGACUUACAUGUACAAAUGUACUCUUAAGGAAAUGAUCCAUACAGUCUUAUUACGAUAAGUGGUGUCUAAUUAAGCAGUUUGACAAAGUGGCCAUUCUCCAUGGCUCUUCUAAAGUCACCAUUGUCACCUAAACUGGACAAGAUUGGUGUAAAGUUUAGUGUGUCGCAAGGUCAGGCAACUGAAAUCAUUUCACAGGAAUGUUCGAUGAGUGUUGCCGCUAACAUGGGAGACACGGACCAGUGGGUGAUCGCCAAGUAUGACUACAAGGCGGAAAACAGCAAAGAGCUGGAUAUGAAAAAGAAUGAGAAACUUAUUCUCGUUGACGAUACAAAAGAAUGGUGGAUGGUUCAAAAUAGCCGGAAUAAAUCCGGUUACGUGCCAUCAAAUUACGUAAAACGAUCAAAACCCUCAUUUUUCUCUAGUCUGAAAAGUACACUUGGUAGAAAACAUAAGAAUGAAUCAAAAGGUGUUGGUAGUCCGGUGGUAAGUAGAAACGGCAGUAGUAAUGCCCUUGGAGCACUGCCUCUCCCACCGUCGGAUACCGGAAGUGAUAAAAAUAGCACAAGUAGUGAUAAUGUUCAGGUGUGUGAUCCGGUUCAACCGGCAUUUGUGAAAUAUAAUUACACAGCUCAGCAGCAAGAUGAGCUGUCGUUGACAAAAGGUGAAAUUGUAAUGGUGCUAGAAAAGUCAAGUGAUGGGUGGUGGAACGGCCGGAAGGGUAACUCAACCGGCUGGUUUCCGUCAAAUUAUGUGGAAUUACAAACUCAUACGAAUGAUAACGUGGAAGUGACUACAUACACAACUGCAGCUUCUUUAGACAUUGCAGCCACACAGGAAAUUGUGACUGCUUUAUAUAGCUUUACUGGUUCAACUGGUGAAGAGCUAAGUUUUGAAAAGGGAGAUAAACUAGUAAUUAUAGACAAGCCUCCAGAGGAUCCUGAAUGGUGGCGAGCGCGGAAUUCUAGAGGUGAAGUAGGGUUAGUGCCAAGAAACUAUGUUCAAAUUGUUGAAGAGGGUAGUGAUAUAUCGGCCACAAAUAGUUCUUGUACCCCACAGUCCCAGUCCACUAGUAGUUUAUCAAACACUUCCAGUUUAGGGGCCAGUGGAAGAAAACAGUUCUGUGUAUCUGGGCCUCUGUCAGACAAAGAUUGGUAUUACGGGAAAAUUACACGACAGCAAUGUGAAGAAAUGUUGUUGAAGUAUGCAGGGGAUGGAGAUUUCAUCAUUCGGGAUAGUGAAUCUACUGCUGGUCAUUACACUGUGGUAUUAAAAGCGCCGGACAGGAACAAACAUUUUCGUGUGCAAGUGAACGAAGGACUCUAUCAUAUUGGAGCGCAAAAAUUCAUCUCAAUGGAUGAUCUUAUAGAGCAUUACAAAAAACACCCAAUCUACAAGUCAGAAUCUGAAAAAUUGUACCUCAUUAAAGCAUUUACUUAUCCUUCGGACUUCUGAUAUAAAAAUUGCGUAUUUAGAUUCUACAGAAUAUAAGGCAAUAGCCUGAUAAACCACUUCGCAAGAAGGUAAAAGGGAGUUAAUUCUUUCAGAUCUUACAACAUGUGGGAAAUCUAAAAAUAGCUUUUGGUGUAUCAGUGUUUUUGAAGGUGGAAAAUAAGCUGGUGAUUUGAGAGAAGCAGAAUAUGACAGUUUUUGAAGAGUUCUUUACCUUUAUUUUGAAGAGUUACUCACCUUCAUUGUGAAGAGCAACAUCAUUAAAUUGCGAGGAGUUGCAUCCCCUUAAUCUGAAGGAAUACUGUUGAGAUAAACAAGAAUCUGACCAAGAGAAGAAACACAGAAAACUACAGGGAUAUGGAGAUAGGGCCAAAGAUAUAGAAUAAAACUAUUUUAAUGUAGAAUAAACCUACUUUUCUGUGAAAUCAUUCAGAUUUGUGAUUUGGGAAAGGGAAAAAAACCCAGCUCUUUGUGGGAACCGAAAUUUGUGGUAUAAAAUAAGUGGGAAUUUUUUUUUGUAUAUUUGGAUUUAUUUUCCUGCAUUGAGGCAAACACAAAAUCCACAAAAAAAAUGAGAACCUCACAGACAUGAAUGAUUCCACAGGUUCUAGGAUUUUUUCGUUACUUGAUAGUAUUUAUCAUAGUUUUAUAAGAUUUAUUCAUCGUGAACCAGAGACAGUGCUUUCAUUACAGUCGACCUAUUUAAACUGUUGACUAAAUCUUUUAGAAGCUAUAUCAGUUAUUUGUAACUGUUUUUCAAAAAUUCGUAAUUAUUGUGUUUUCCCAUGCAUUUUUUUUUCUUAACAUUAAUCAUAUUAUUUAUUUAUUAGGGUCUCAUCUAUGCACAAUACAAAAAGCAUAUACAUGGCAUUAAAACACAGCAUGCAUUGCACAUAGUCAUUCUUAAAAUAGAAAAAUAGGGGGACUUAACUCUUUUCUGUACAUUGUUCAAUGUGCAAAAUCUCAAGAAAUGAAGUGAGGACAUUUCAACUAAACAGUACAAAGUGUGCCUAAAAUAUGGUUAAAACAUGUUAUAUUAUGAAACACACAAGUCUUGCUUUAUACACGAUAGGGGAAAAAUAAUUUAUAAAAAUGGUUUAUUGCAUAUUUUUGCUAAAGAUGUAUUUCAAAAAAAUAUAACAUAAUUUUACAAUCACUCGUCGAAAUUACAGGUGUCUGUUCCACUUCAUAAUUGUUUAUAAGCACAUUAUGAUUUCAAGAAGGGAGUGUAAGAUCAUUGCACCUGUUAGUGUUUUUCAAUUUUGUUAUUAUCAAAAAAAGUUAAAUUGCAUUUUCUGCAUAGAAAGAAUGAAAUUAUUUCCAAACCAAAAAAAAAAGCUCUUUAGCCUGUUGCCGGCAAGAGAUUCUGCCUUUGCUACAAGUGCAGACCAAGACACUAUUCGCUAUUCAGUCAGUAAUUUUUCAAUGAACACCCCUUCAAAUAAUAGAUGGUACUGCCCAGAUUGAAUGAUGGACCAGUCCAUUUUAGAAAUUUAGGUUAAUGCAAUUCUGUUUGAUACACAACAUGAUUUUCAGAAAGGAAAAAAACAUCAUCAGAAAAAAAAAUGGUUUCAAAGAUCUGCUCUAGGAUACAGAUUUUUUGGACUGAAACUAAAAUUUCCUUUAAAUCUGCAAAAGCAACAAACAAAAAUAUUCCUAACUUUUUUCCUGGUUUGACUUUGUUGGAAAAUCAGCCACUUUGCUACUUCAGGGAAAGAAUUAAAACUGACUAGGCAUUAUCAUGAAUAAUACAUAGAGAUCGUGUCUUGAGAACAAACGUUACAUUUUUAGCUCACCUGAGCAAUGCUCAGGUGAGUUUUUCUGAUCGCUCUAUGUCCGGCGUCUGUCGUCCGUCGUCUGUCGUCUGUCAACAUUUAGCUUGUGUAUGCGAUCGAGGCGGUAUUUUUCAAUUAAUCUUCAUGAAUAUUGGUCAAAAUGAUAACCUUGAUGAAAUCUAGGCCGAGUUCGAAAAUGGGUCAUCUCGGGUCAAAAACUAGGUCACUAGGUCAAAUCAAAGAAAAACCUUGUGUAUGCGAUAGAGGCUGUAUUUUUCAAUUAAUCUUCAUGAUUAAUGGUCAGAAUGAUAACCUUGAUGAAAUCUAGGCCGAGUUCGAAAAUGGGUCAUCUCGGGUCAAAAACUAGGUCACUAGGUCAAAUCAAAGAAAAACCUUGUGUAUGCGAUAGAGGCUGUAUUUUUCAAUUGAUCUUCAUGAAUAUUGGUCAGAAUGAUUACCUUGAUGAAAUCUAGGCCGAGUUCGAAAAUGGGUCAUCUGGGGUCAAAAACUAGGUCACUAGGUCAAAUCAAGGAAAAACCUUGUGUAUGCGAUAGAGGCUGUAUUUUUCAAUUGAUCUUCAUGACUUUUGGUCAUAAUGAUUACGUUGAUGAAAUUUAGACCAAUUUCGAAAAUGGGUCAUAUGGGGUCAAAAACUAGGUCACUAGGUCAAAUCAAAGAAAAACCUUGUGUAUGCAAUAGAGGCUGUAUUUUUCAACUGAUCUUCAUGAUAUUUAGCCAGAAUGAUAACCUUGAUAAAAUCUAGGCCGAGUUCGAAAAUGGGUCAUCUGGGGUAAAAAACUAGGUCAUUAGGUCAAAUCGAAGAAAAACAUUGUGUAUGCAGUAGAGGAUGUAUUUUUCAAUUGAUCUUUAUGAAAUUUGGUCAGAGUGAUUGCCUUGAUGAAAUCUAGGUCGAGUUUGAAUAUGGGUUAUCUGAGGUCAAAAACUAGGUCACUAGGUCAAAUUAAAGAAAAAUCUUGUGUAUGCGAUAGAGACUGUUUUUUUUUCAAAUGAUUUUUAUGGAAUUUGGUCAGGAUGAUUGCCUUAAUGAAAUCUAGGUCGAAUUCGAAUAUGGGUCAUCUGAGGUCAAAAACAGGUCACUUGGUCAAAUCAAAGAAAAAACUUGUGUAUGUGAUAGAGGCUGUAUUUUUCAAUUGAUCUUCAUGAAUUUUGGUCAGAAUGAUUGCCUUGAUAAAAUCUAGGGUGAGUUUGAACAUGGGUUAUCUAGGGUCAAAAACUAGGUCAUAUCUAAGAAAAUGCUUGUUUUAUCACAAGAGACCAAUUUUUUGGUUAAAUCUUAAUGAAAAUUGGUCAGAAUAUUUAUUUCCAUGAAGUCACAAGGUCAAACAUGUUUUACACUGUUAUGGUGUGUUUCUUAGGUGAGCGACCUAGGGCCAUCUUGGCCCUCUUGUUUAUAUAAUGUUUUUAUAUAAGUAAAUACGUUACAGAAUUGUGCUAUAUUAUAAUAGAAACUUACAUCAUAGAUCUAUGUAAAUAUAUACUGAAAUCUACAAGAUUAUCACAUUCUAAGGAAAGGUUGGCUUCAUUAAUAAGCAGCUUACUUGUUUUCAUUGGCAUCUGAAAGUCAAAAUUAGAUGGUCUUAGAUAAGUGCCACAUGAUUUCAGUUCGCUUUCAAACAGCUUAAGUAUCAGAUUUUUUUCUUUAGUAAAAAAUUCAGUUAUACAAGCAAGUCUAUAAAAGUUACAUUGUUUUGCUGUUUCGUGCUUAAUUUUCAAGUGCUUGCAAUUUCCUUGUAUAUUUUUCUGGUACCUUCAUUUAUCUUUGAAUAAGGAAUAAAUAAUUUUUGAAAUAACCUUUAUCAUUGUGAACAGGUCAGAAUUACGAACAUACACAUAUUUUAAGUAUGAAAUACACGUCUGAUUGUUUAAAGCAGCACUUUUGGUUGAGUACUUAAAAAAGCAGUUUGAUGAAUUUAACCAUGAUAUGUUAUUAUGUUACUAUAAUAUGUAGAUGCUUAAAUUAGACAUAUUCUUAAAUUAGUUAAAACAUACGGAAUGCUCCGCAAAUUCUAUGCAUUGACUUACCUUCCAUAGCGGUGUAUUAAUUACUGCUGUCGCAGAUAUGACAUGACGAUAAAAAUCAUAUGACUGUUGAAAAGAAAUUCAGAAGUUUUAUUUAAGUUUUAGCUGUAUUUUGUCAUGCUAUCUUCUGCGUUAGCCUUGCUUCUUAGGAAAUACUCAAACUCAAAUCCAUGUCAAUAAUCUAAAUUCAAACGAAGAAAAAAAAAACUGUUUCAUCAAAUUUCUGCAAGAAUUUAAAGGGGGACCACUGUGUAAGAAAUUGAAAUGCUCCACUGCUGCACUAUUAUGCAAAGAGUAUUUUUAUACAGAUAGAGGACAGAAUUUUGUAAUAGUCUGAACACACAAACAUUAGAAUCUCAGUCAUAUCUAUAUUCUGACACUGGCAUAAAUUUUCAGGCUUAAAUAUCCACAUUUUGCCAUGCUGGUACAGAAAGUUGAAUAUUUUUUCAAGUGACUUCUCCAUCCACCCCAAUCUUCUCCCCCAUGAAAUAUUUUGUGAUGCUUGCAGAUGAUUAUUGCUUGUUACGCGUCUUUAAAUUGUCAAGCCCGAAGGACUGCCUUUUAACACUUCCAGUAAUCUUGACUUCAGAAAAAAUGUGCUUCCGAAAUGUUUUGUUUUUGUUCAUUUGCCUUAAUGGAAACUUAGUAACUGUGAAAUGUAGUGGAUUUAAAAGAAAAAAAAGUGAGAGGAUUUUUUUCUGAAUUAUUAUACCCCCACAAAACGAAGUUUGGGGGGUAUAUAGGAGUGAGCUUGGCGGUUGGUUGGUCGGUCGGUCCGUUGGUUUUCAUGGUUUCCGGAUGAUAACUCAUGAAAGGCUUGACCGAUUUAAAUAAUUUUUGGUACACAGGUGUAACAUCAGAAAAUACAGGCCAAGUUUGAAUUUGGGGUCAAUAGGUCAAAGGUCAAGGUCACAGUGACCCUGAACAGUUAAACGAUUUCUGGAUGAUAACUUGAGAACUCUUUGGCCUAGGAUCAUAAAUUUUGGUACAUGAUGUAACAUCAUGAAAUGCAGGUCAUGUUCAACUUUGAGGUCUGUAGGUCAAAGAUCAAGGUCGCAGUGACUCGGAACAGUUAAAUGGUUUCCGGAUGAUAACUUGAGAACGCUUGGGCCUAGGAUCAUAAAUUUUGGUACACAGGUGUAACAUCAUGACAUACAGGUCAAGUUCUACUUUGAGGUCAGUAGGUGAACGGUCAAGGUCACAGUGACUCGGAACAGUUAAAUGGUUUCCGGAUGAUAACUUUAGAACACUUGGGCCUAGGAUCAUGAAAAUUGAUAGGGAGGUUGGUUAUGACCAGCAGAUGACCCCUAAUGAUUUUGAGGUCAGUAGGUCACAGGUCAAGGUCACAGUUACCCCGCAACAUUUAAACAGUUUUUGGACAAUAACUUCAGAACGUUUGGGACUAUGAUCAGGAAACUCAAUCGGGAGGUUGGUCAUGUCAAGCAGAUGACCUGUAUUGAUUUUGAGUUCCAAAGGUCAAAGGUCAUUUAAACCUUUUACGGACAAUAACUUGAGAACGCUUGGGCCAAGGAUCAUGAAACUUCAUAGGGAGGUUGAUCAUGACUAGCAGAUGACCUCUAUUGAUUUUGAGGUCAGUAGGUCAAAAUUCAAGCAAGUCCGGCUUUGACAUUGGCUUAGUUCUAUGACAAGGCCAUAUUGUGGGGGUAUAAUUCAUCACUCCUGUGACAACUCUAGUAAUGAUUUUUAGUUAAAGAAAACAUGGUUUGCCAUAAAUAGAAUGAAAACUUUGUAGUUUAAAAAUUAAUUUGUUAACUUAGAAGCUACAGAAUGUUAACCCCAAACAGUUUAGAUUUAUUCUUUGAAUUGUAUUUAUAAAUCAGAUGUCGUGUAUUGUUAUAAAAGAAAGUAUGCAGUUUUGUCGGUCUUAUAUAUAGUCUUCGAAUUAAUUUAUUAUCUUUUAUGAACUAUGAACCUAGAUAUAAGUAUAGCCUUGUUACAUUUUUGCACUUGUUUAAAUCACCACAUGUUUAAAACAGUUACUUUGAUUAAAGAUAUAUUAUGCUGAUAUUUUGUAUUUAAAAAUACGAAAAAUUACUACACAGUAUCUAUGUCAACAUAAACAUUUUUGUGUGAAAAAGAGUACUCUAGAGUUGGUUUAAAUGAAUACUACACACUAAUAAUUGCAUGCCAUUAAAAUAAACUGGAAGUCUUUUUUAACAAAUGGCUGUUUUAUUGUUACUAGAUUAGAGACAUUUAAUUGUGGGUGUAGCCAGUUUAUAUAUUUAGCCAAGUUAUAUAUUUCUUCCUUGAUUUCGAUUGAUAUGCAAUAGUAAAAUAUUCUUGUAAAAGAUGAGCAUUAGUUAUCUUUAAUGAUAUUUUUGAAAAUGAUGAAAGUGAUGUUAACUUGAUGUUAUAGAUUUGAAAGAGGCUGUCUAUUGAACAAAUGUAGAAAGUCACAUAGUGAAAAACAAUCUUGAUAUAAACCAGAAAAAAGAUGUGAUAAAGUUACAGAUAUAUUUUUUGCUGCCUUUCCUUGUUAAAAUCAAAGCACUGAAAGUGCUGACAGCAAGGGGCUCAUUGCAGAUCAGGGAUGUCAGUUGGAUAAAUGUAUACACUUAGUAAUACCAGCCUAUCCUUGCUAAAAAAAAAAAGAGAGAGAAUUAAUUCUUGUAUUACUGUUUGUUACACGGUUUGUGACAGGACAUGUGCAUAGGCUGUUGAGCAAAUCUAUUUAAACAGUAUAUGGAAUAUAUUGGGCCAACUUGUGACGUCUAUUGACCCAUAACAAUGUACUAGUAAAUUUGUAGGAGGUGAGAGAUAAAUAACUGUUAGGUUUCUGAACGCAAUAACUGAACAAAUUUCAUUUAUUUAUUUGUGUUUCAUAGUUUGAAAAUUUCAUUAAUGAGUACAUAGAAAGGUUUUGAGGAAUCAUACAGAAAGACAUGUAACAUUUGCAUAAUUGCAUACAAAAAUACAUACAUGUAAAGGUCACAUUUACAUGAUCAAAUCUUACAUGUAAUGUUUGCUGCCAUCAAUAUAUUUAUGAAAAUUGCAUUCAUAUUACACGUCCAUUUUCUACACAUGCAUAGUACUCAAUUUACCACAAUUAAAGUGUACAGAUUUGUCUUAUUUAUUCAAUAUAAGGGAGGUUAAGAUUUCAUAUUUUUUGGGUAUGUACUUGCAGAAUAUUAGUCUUUAUUUUGAUAUGCUUCAAAGAUGUUCUGCAUUUGUAUAUGCUCUUUAGAUAUCUAAAUUUUGAUUUGCACCAGAGAUAUCAAAAUUCAGAACACUGAUAUUUUCACAAAAUUUAGACAUGCACGAUAAAGCUUUGAAAUGAUGUAAAACGAAUAAAACUUGAAAGUUUUAAAUGUGUAUAUUCACCUGGAGCUGGCAAGCGAAGUAUGUAGUCAUCAACGUUUAAAGUCUUGAUACUAAGACUUAAAGUAAAUAUUCAAGUUACCAUAACUUUGUUCAUCCCACAGUAAAUAGUGAUGAAAGUUUUCAGAGCUGUCUGUAGUUGUAAAAUGAACAUUUAUGCAAUGUUCCUUUACUGUCUGUGCUAAUUUAACAAUGAGCCAGUAAAUAUAGAAGGGAGCAUUUUUAGGACUUAAGUCUUCGUUCCAGAAUCAAAACGUUUAUGAAUACAAGCUCUGGGCUCUCUGUUCAUUAACAUUUAAAUUCUGAAACUUAAGACUAUGUAAUGCUAAAAUUACUUUUUGGCCCUGUAUUUGUAAAUUGUGCAUGAAUUUUAAUUAAACUUGACCUGAAAUUGGCAUAUACUACAACAAAAAGCUGUGCAAAGUUAUAGCAAAGUUACAGCAAUAUUAGUUUAUAUCAAAGGAAGUUAAAUUGAAUCGAUUAGGGAUUUGAAGCCUAAAUUCUAACUUUGAGACUAAAACUAGAACGUUGAUGAAUAGUAGACAUAGAACCUUGAUGAAUACAAACCCAUAUGCUUGUCAGUGCUAUAUAUAGUAACUUACAUGUACACUAUGUACACAUAUGCGUUUUGAAACUUCAACCUCCCUGUUGUCGUCUUGUGUAACCGGAUGUGAACUCAACAGUUCCUUUGGCAUUAUACAUACUAUAUAUAGUAACGUACAUGUACGCUAUGUACUAUACAUGUAUGCAUUUUGAAACCUCAACCUCUCUUUUGUCAUCUUGUGUAACCAUAUGUGAACUCGACAGUUCCGUUGGCAUUAUGCAUACCUGCAUUAAUAUAUGUACCAGUGUUGUCACAGCAAAAGCAGUUUUGUGAGAAAUUACAUCACACCAUAACCAUCUUACAUGUAAUCCAUGUCAAAUCUUUAUGGGAUUCCCUUUUUUUUAGCUCACCUGUAACGAAGUGACAAAGUGAGCUAAUAUGACCGCUUGAUGUCUGUCGUCCGUCAACAAUUUCUUAAAAAAUCUUCUUGAAAACCACUGGGCAGAAUUACACUAAACUUCACAGGAAUGAUCCUUUGAUAUCUGGUGUGUAGCAUCAUCUAGUGGUCUUCUACCAAAAUUGUUCAAAUUAUUCCCCUAGGGUCAAAUAUGGCCCCACCCCAUGGGUCACAUAGUUUAUAUAGACUUAUAUAGGGAAAACUUUGAAAAUCUUCUUAUACAAAACCACAAGGCCUAGGGCUUUGAUAUUUGGUAUGUAGCAUCAUCUAGCGGUCCUCUACCAAGAUUGUUAAAAUUAUUCCCCUAGGGUCAAAUAUGGCCCCGCUCCAGGGGUCCCAAGUUUUACAUAGACAUAUAGGAAAAAAAGUUUGAUAAUCUUCAUGUCUGAAACCACAACACUUAGACCUUUGAUAUUUGGUUUGUAGCAUUGUCUUAUGGUCCUCAACCAAAAUUUUUCAAAUUGUACCCCUGGGGUGAAAAGAGGCUCUGCCUUUGGGGUCCCAUAUUUUAUAUAGACUUAUAUAGGAAAAAACUUUAAAAAUCUUCUUGUCUGAAACCACAUGACCUAGGCUUUUGAUAUUUGGUAUGAUGCAUUGCCUAGUAGUAUUCUACCAAAACUGUUCAAAUUAUGCCCCUGGGGUUAAAAGAGGCCCCGCCCCGGGGUCACUUAAUUGUUAUUUGAGUUAUAUAGGAAAAAUACUUGGAAAAAUUAUCUGAUCCUAUUUCCAAGACUGUUUAAUAAUAAAUACCUGAUGACCCUAAGUAUUAUGAUGUCACUUGACUGUGGCCUUGACCUGCUGACCUACUUUCUUGUUUUUUAAGAUACAGCCUUGAAAUUUUGGUGACAUGUACAGUUUUGCACACCGAUCAUAAAAUUGAAUUGCAUUGACUAUGAAUGUGACCUGCUGACUUUCUUAAUAUUUUAGCAUCAGUUUGACAUUUGAAACGUGUUGCUCAUAUUACUCUGGUGAGCGAUUCAGGGUCAUCAUGACCCUCUUGUUUCAGAAUUUGAAUCGGUAGAUCUAUAUCAGUAAAAUUUACAGUAUAUUAGUGCAAAGUCAAAUUUAACCUGGUAUAUAAAUCAUAUGUAAAGAUAUGGUACCCUUUUAUCAUGAAGUGGCUCAAAUUUUUUGAAAAACUUGUGUGAUUAAGAGUUGUGCUAAUUUUUAGGUUUUCCUCCUGUAAUAUUGUAAGUGCUAUAGAUAUGUUACUUGACAUCUUUAUCUUACCAGAAUAACAGCAGCUUAUAAGCUUACAAUGUUAUAAGUCAUGUUAUCACUGUCAGAAAUCAUGUGAUUAAAUUCAGAAAUCAUGUGAUCAAAUGUUUGAAAUCACAUGAUCAGCUUAGAAAUCAUGUGAUCAAAUGUUAAAAAUCAAAUGAUCGGCUUUGAAAUCAUGUGAUCAACUGUUGGAAAUCAUGUCACGAAAUCAUGUUACCAACAUUAGAAGUCAUGUGAUCAGGUCAAAAUCACAAAAUUUAUAGCUUUAAAAAAGCCUUGACAGUUUUAUUUUUUAAAACAGGAUUUCUAAGAAGUCUACAGAAAUAGUCAGUCAUGUGUAUGUCUGGUAAUUGACCAGUCCACUUUCACCAAAAGAUAGAAUAAGUGGUAGUAUUUUUGUUUUGGAUGAAUUUGUAUUUUCUAGAUGAGACAAAAUGUUGCUCGAGUACAUAGUUUUGAUAAAGGUUGUUAUGGUAGAUAGCAUAAUACAGAUCUUUUUUUCUAUGCAAAAAGAACAAUACAUGUUGUCAGGUGACACACUGUAGAGAACCACUAGCUUUUUCUUCAUUUAGGGUUAGUGAAGACUUGUGUUUUGUUAAUUUUUCAUAUACAGACAAGUUAACCUUUAGCCUGCUUGCGGCAAGUGAUUUUGUCUUUGCGACCAGUGCAGACCAAGAUCAGCCUGCACAUCCGUGCACAUCUGCACUGUUCGCUAUUUAGUCUGUAAAUUUUCAGUAAACACCUCUUUGAAUAAUAUUGGUACUGCCCAAAUUGAAUGAUAGACCACUCCGUUUUAGAUAUUAAGCAGGCUAAAGGUUAAUAGACUAGUUCAGUACUUAGCGAUCUUCAUUUUCAUUUUAUGAUCGUCAUUUUACCUCGUUCAUAUUGUGUGUGGAGUAGACUUGAGGGAAUGUAUGAGAAUAUAUCGAGGGGUGAAUGCAGAACAGGUCUAAAUUCAUAUAGAUAAAGAAGCACUUUGACUUCUUUGGCAUUCACCCCUUGAUAUGAUAACAUGUAAACUUUAAAUACAUAUUAGAUCUCUGUAAUUCUGUGCCCAAUAUGCAAAUAUGUUUUGCCCAUUACUUACCAGUUUAUAGUCUCUAACAUUACCUUUUGGACAAAGGUUAUAUACCCACCAAGAAAACAUUUAAAAGAACUUUGUACAUGCUUGCUCUUAUAUGAAUUCUUAACUUUCCUGUUGUCUCUGUAAAUCUGAAAUUUUUGACUGGGUAUUUAUAACUUUUGCAGCCAUCUUGAAAUAGUCAUUAGUCAAUGAAAAGUGACCAGGUACGUAAUAUAAUCAAAACUGUUUUUCUUUUGAAUUGUAUAAUUUUUAUGAUUUUUAAAACACAAUGGAUCCUAGGCAGUGUACUUUAAAACACAUGCAUACCUGUAUUGUUUAUUUAAUUCAUACCAGUAAUAUAAAUUCUAUGAUUUUUAAUACUUCAGAGGAGACAUUUGAAAGUGUUCUGCUUUAAACUAUGCUUUUAAGUAGCCAAUAGUAACACAAAAUAUAAUGUGAAAUCAAUUAUGUUGGCCUUAAAUUUUGUGUUUCUUUGGUCAAAAAUGGAUAUUUCUUGGGAGGUAUGAAUUUGUAGAUUUCAGCUGUUGAAAAAUAAUUUAAUUAAAAUGAAUCAGAAUUUCAGUUGUUUGUUGGGCUUUAAUUCUUCUGGUUGGACUCUUCCACAAAAGUUAGUGCUUCGCAUAUUUUGCUUGCUUUAUGAUAAUCUACUUUGAUUAGUUGAAUAUUCUGUCUUAAAACAAAAAUGGAGAGAAAAAAAAACUGUCCAGAAUUAUUUUGACUGGUCGUGUUAAAAGUAUAUAUAUUGAAAUAGAAAUUGAAAGCAAAAAGUACCAAAAUUGUUCUAUACUUUUAAGUUUAAACUGAAAAAAGGAAAACUUCGUUAAGCUGUUCAAGAUUGUUAUUGUUGAAAUGACAUAAAAUAUGAAACAUUAUAUAAACAAAAUGGUUUCGUAUUUAUUUCUGUAAUUUGCAGCUGUUGAUAAAAUUGUUCUCGAGUUUUUGAGAACCAUCUGUUCAUAAGCUGUUCCACCAGGUUCAUAUAGCAGAAGAUAAGACAAAAAAAAUUGCUGAAUUAGAUUUUGUAGAUGAUGCAAGCAGCCAUACGUAAGAUUUUUUUUUUGAUGAUGUAAGCAGCUUGACAGUAUCUUCGACUGCUAUUAACCCUUACCCUGCUGAAUCUUUCAGUUUGGACAGUACCAUUAACUGUUAAAAGGGGUGCAUACCUUAAAGAUACUUACUGAAUAGUGAACAGUGCAGAUCAUGAUCACACAGAUGUGCAGGCUGAUCUUGAUCUGCACUGGUCGCAAAGGUAGAAUCAGUCGUGUACAGCAUGGUAGGGGUUAAGGUGCUUUUGCACAUUUGGAUCAGUUUUAUUUUUUUACAUAGCAAAAUCUGAUUUUUAAGUUGAUUCAUCAAAGCAUUGUGAUAUACAAAGAAAAUGUGCUGAACUACCUUUUAAGAAAGAGAUGAUUAUCUGAGCCAAUCAAAAGAACUGAAUUUCUUGCCAUUAUUUGAGCUCAUCAUUGACAGCAAACUGUCUGGAAAAGCGCUUUUCAUGAACUUAGUAUUGAAUAUUCUUAAAUCACCAUAGGAACAGAGAAGGGGUCACAUUUGAGUCGGUAAAUGGUCAUCUUAAACAAAAUUUACUUUUUCAAAAUUUUACAGGAUAGAAGACUUCCGAAAAGAAAACUUUAAAAUUAACAGGUGAAUUCGAGUACUUGAAAUGCCUUUAAACAUACUUGAUAGAUGUAGAACAUUUUUCCAUUUUUCAAUUUCAUGCGGUACACAUUUAUACCAACCUUUGAUGAUACAAAGUUUCCUCAGACUUGUUUGCAAUUAAUAUUUGCAAUUUUAUCUGAUGGGCAUGAUAUGUUUUUGGCACAGACUCUGCAGAAAAUAACUUUGUUUCAAGAUUGAAUCAGAAUUGAAAAAUCUUUUUAAGAUUACGUUGUUUGAAAUUUGCAAUGUGUGUUUAUGUUAUACAAUUCUCUUGACCUCAGCCUUUGAAAGAGUGGACCUCGACGUUAUUUAAAGCUUAUUGCUGUGCAAAGGUCUCGGAUUCAAUUGAAAAUCAGAAUUGUGAAAAAUCUUAAUUUGAAGAGCUUUCAUGUGAAACAAAACAUGAAAUUAGGUAAACUGUAGCACUUGCAUCAGCAUCCCGUUUGGUUAAGUUAUUGUAUGCAAACUUGAUAUCUCAGUAAAUUCUGUAGGAGUUGAUUGAAACUUUACACACUCAGAGUAAGGAUCUGACAUGCAGUGCACAGGUUUCACAACUCUUUUUUGCCUUUUUUUUUCUUCACAGAAAAUAUGCCCCCUUUUCUCAACUUAGUAAUUUUUGGUCCAGUUUGUCUAUACAAGAUCAGAUCUCAUUUAGCAAUAGGAGGAGAAAGGUCUGCGACUCUUGCUGACAUUUAAACAGAGUUGUUGCCCCUUUUGAACUUUAUUUGUCAAAAUGGUCAUUGUAGUUAUUUAUUUAACUAUUUUGUGAUAAGGCUUUAAAAUAAUGGAGCUUGUAAUGGAUACUGUUUUAAGAUUUUUGUAUCUUUUCUGUCUGUUUCAAUUUCAGGCCUGGUACAAAAGGCAAUUAGAUUUUUUGUCAUUUAAUUUAAAACGACAAAGGUUUACUAAAUGUUAUUCCUAAAUAUAUGAAUAAUCAAAUAACAUCAAGUAGACAUUUUCAGAAAUUUCAUUGGUCCGUAUCAACAAUUACCAUGAAAUUUAUAUUUAGUCAUUUUCAUUGGUCCAACACUGUCCCAUGACUAUUGAUUAAAUGUUUUCACUCGUCGGCAAAGCAAAGAACAGGUUUUGACACCAGAAAACUGCCAAGAUUUAGUAAUAAGUCAGCUGUCCUUGAGGUAUAGUCAAUACAAAUAUUUCUCUUCACAUUUACCUCAUGAAAAUAAACAUAUUUCUAAUAAACAUAUUCACUAAAGCAAAUCAAAUUAAAAAAUGGAUUCAAUAAAUUUCUGUUACAUCUGUUUUUGUCACAGUAUGUUUUUGAUUACAAAAUUUUGUAUUUGUGUUUUUGCAAAGAAUUAAGGAAAAUUGUUGAAGUAAAAAUGAAAGUAUAUAGCUGUAUGUACACUCCACUGUUGAAUGUAUGUUACACAUUCUCUAGUUUGUAUAAUAAAUUCUGUUACAUGAGCCGCGCCAUGAGAAAACCAACAUAGUGGCUUUGCGACCAGCAUGGAUCCAGACCAGCCUGUGCAUCCGUGCAGUCUGGUCAGGAUCCAUGCUGUUUGCUUUCAUAGUCUAUUGCAUUUAGAGAAACCGUUAGCGAACAAGAUUGCUCCUGACCAGACUGCGCGGAUGCGCAGGCUGGUCUGGAUCCAUGCUGGUCGCAAACCCAUUAUGUUGAUUUUCUCUUGGCGCGGCUAAAUUAUGUGUCUUCUAGACCACAUUAUAGUCUAGUACAAUGAUUAUUGCAUGCUUUACCAAGAUACAGGAUGUAUAAAUAAUUACAAACUGUUUUGGAUGUAA
This is a messenger RNA of Mercenaria mercenaria, 15856 nucleotides long. RefSeq names its product cytoplasmic protein NCK2-like. The coding region runs from base 627 to 1979 and encodes 450 amino acids. The transcript has 3 exons. NCBI's taxonomy places the organism in Eukaryota, Metazoa, Mollusca, Bivalvia, Venerida, Veneridae. The record is from RefSeq and is a predicted model, not a curated record. Gene Ontology annotation, molecular function: protein binding.